This is a messenger RNA of Onychostoma macrolepis, 9987 nucleotides long. RefSeq names its product agrin (gene agrn). Gene Ontology annotation, molecular function: serine-type endopeptidase inhibitor activity; calcium ion binding; laminin binding. The transcript has 35 exons. Gene Ontology annotation, biological process: negative regulation of serine-type peptidase activity; cell differentiation; multicellular organism development. The record is from RefSeq and is a predicted model, not a curated record. NCBI's taxonomy places the organism in Eukaryota, Metazoa, Chordata, Actinopteri, Cypriniformes, Cyprinidae. Bases 1672 to 7521 code for a protein of 1949 amino acids.
AGAGAGAGGGAGUCAUGAGCGUCCGUGCCGUAAGGAUGCAGAAAACACGCUCUGUGCAUUGUUUAACGUAACGGAGAGGUGGACCAAGUGUCAUCGGCCAGUUUGUUUUCUUUUUUCCUGCUUUUUUCCUCUCAGGCUCCACUCAUUUGUGCAUGCCGCUCCCUGGCUCUUUGGCUGAGAAGCGCUGGCUGAACGCAAGCUUGCGCUGACAGAGAACCUGCUGCCUGGGGGAUUUUCUGACAUGAAUAGCGGCGAUCAGAGUAUAUGUUUUGGCUGGCAAUGAACACUUCCUCUGAGGCUCAGCUGGAGCGAGUUUAAGCCCAGGACACGAGCAGGUACACCAGAAGAGGAAUGGAUGCUUGAGAGAGCUAAACGGAGAGAGAAAUAGCUUCUGACUCCAAUGAAAAGAAAUCAGAACGGAAGAGCCACUUUUUCCAGAGCGACAAACAACUUGGCUGAGUCCACAACAGGGGCUUGUCUUGUCUCAGGAGUUAUCCACUAAAAAGGACUGAGGACUAACAGCACUGUCCGAAGCAGUUGUCUAGUUUGCCUGCACGCUUUGCCGUGGCAAUCUCAGCUGUUCCUCAUCUUUUUCCGACUGCCCGGAUCAAGGAGCGCGCCUCUACGCUGACAGGAGCAUCUGGGGGAAGAGUGCUCACCAGACACCACAACUUUUGACUGUACGCUUCACCCAGAGUGCUUUCCAAAAAAGAGGGGAGGUCACCAGAGAGGACCAGUGUUGAAGGAUAGAGGGGGGGGGUUGAGGAAGAAGACCCUGCUGCUCUCCGGGGCAUAUGGUCGAGCUUGCCAAAGACAGCUGCUGAGUCUCUGUGGGCUAAUUAUUCAUUCAUUCAGGAGAUUCAGACUGGGUGGGGGGAGAAAAGUUUCGACUUUUACGACCGAAGACGAGCCUAGUGUUGCAGUUCUCCGGAGGAUUUGGGAAGGGGUCACUCUCCAAAAGUUUGUGCAUUUGUGUGUGUGAGAGAGAGAGGCUAAUGACUCCAAUUCCAGCUUGUGGGCAGCCGAGUGUUUCCCUGGACAGACGGCUAGCAUGAUGCCUAGCCACACCCGCAGUGCAUCCUGACACAUGCCACAACCAGAGCAGCCUGGCAUCUUCAUGCCGCUGUCGGGCACAGACAGGUGGCAGCACAUCCUGAAAGAAGGGAAUUCAUUGUGCCAUAAAAAAUUACAAGCACCCCAUAAGACAAAUCAAGAGCCAAUUCAUUACUAAUUCGCCAAGCGGUGGAGUUCUGCGCUUGCGGAUUUAAAGUACAAAGUGCAGCGGGGAUUGUUUGCACUCACUUAUCGUGUUGCCAAUCUAGGCCAGGGGUCCAGUGGAGUUUUUUGUCAGAUACACUCGAGAGAGCUCGCACUCUAACCUUUCAUGACAAACCACCCCUGUGCUUGGGAGAGAAAUGGAGGGAUCGCUGGAGGGUUGGGAACUGUAGGACCUGUACCCUUCCAGAGCGGCUGUAAUUUGGAAACAAAAUGCGUUGCUUGGAGACUGGCGAAAGUAUUUGUCUACGUUUUUCAGGAAGGAACUGCGAUAAGAAGAGCCACUGGAGUUUAAGCUGAAGCCAUUUUCGGAUUUCUUUUGUCUAUCAUUCUUCUCUGAGUCUGUUCAGAACGAUUGCCGACUUGGCGUACUUUAGGGACGGCGCGGAGUGGAGUAUGACCAGUUGUCAGUACCCCACGCCGCCCCCGGAGCGGGACCGCAUGUACCAGCACAAAGUGUCGCUGGUCGUGCGGUACUUCAUGAUUCCUUGCAACAUCUGUCUCAUACUGCUGGCCACUUCCACGCUCGGCUUCGCUGUACUCCUCUUCCUCAAUAACUGUAGGUCACAGUUAGUGAAACAUGACUUGCAGCAUAAACCUGUUCACUUCACACCGGCUCCUCCUCCUGAUGGUUGCAGAGGAAAGCUGUGUGGAUUUGGAGCAAUGUGUGAGAGAGACCCGGCUGACCCCUCUAAAGGAGAGUGUGUUUGUAAGAAGAUUGUAUGCACGUCUGUGGUGGCGCCGGUGUGCGGAUCUGACUCCUCUACCUAUUCCAAUGAGUGUGAGCUGGAGAAGGCCCAGUGCAAUACACAGAGACGCAUCAAGGUGAUGCGCAAAGGCCCCUGUGCCCUGAAGGACCCAUGCAGUGAGGUGACCUGUAGCUUUGGCAGCACCUGCAUCCAGUCAUCCGACGGUCUGUCCGCCAAGUGCAUGUGUCCUCUGAGUUGUGAGAACGUCCCCAAGCACGUGGUGUGCGGCAGCGACGGCCUGGACUACCAAAGCGAAUGUGAGCUCAACAUGAAAGCCUGCGCCACUCAGAAGAACAUCCGCGUGCAUCACCAAGGCCGCUGCGAUCCUUGCAGUGACACUCUGAACAGCUUGAGUGUGGCCUGUCGGGUGAACCCAAAGACCUACAAGCAAUUUACCUUCGCCCCAGCCGAUUCCUGCCCACCCGACAGUACACCCAUCUGUGCCAGCGACGGCCACACUUACGAUAGCGAGUGUCAGAUGGAGCGGACGGCCCUGCAGAACAACCUGGAGCUCAAGAAGGUUUCUUCAGGCAGCUGCAAGGAGAAAGGAGGCUGCCCGAACGGUUGCAAGUUCAACGCCAUGUGUUUGCUGGAAAACGGAGCGUUUCGGUGUUCCUGCGACCCCAUACAAUGUGACGGCACAUACAAGCCCUUGUGCGGAAAGGACGGAAAGACAUACCCCAAUGACUGCGAGAGGAAACUUGAAGAGUGCCGGACCGAAACAGACAUCCCUGUCAAGCAACAAGGGCCCUGUGAUCUUAACCUGGAGAGCCCCUGCCUGAAGAAGACCUGCGAGUUCGGAGCCGUGUGCGUGGUUAAGAACAGCGAGCCUGUGUGCGAAUGCUCAGACGCGUGUCCACAGGACCAAGACCCUGUUUGCGGGAGCGAUGGGCACACUUACAGCAACUCAUGCCAAAUGAAGGCCAUGGGAUGUGCCCUUCAGAAACAGAUACAGAUGCAGCACAAAGGACCAUGUGCAGAUGAGUCCUGCACCAACUGCUCUUUUGGCGCGAUCUGCGACGCUCAGACUGGCCGGUGCGUGUGCCCCAAAGGGUGUUUGGAAACACGGCAGCCCGUGUGCGGCAGCGACGGGGUGACGUACGAGAACGAGUGCAAGCUGAACGUGGAAGCCUGCACUAAGCAGCUGGAUCUCAGAGUGGUGGCCCAUGGAGAAUGCAAAACCUGUGGCAGCACUGUGUGUAGCUGGGGAGCGCGGUGCGUGCAGAACAAGUGUGAGUGUCAGCAGUGCACGGGUCAGCCGUUGAAACUCGUGUGCGGCAGCGACGGCAACACUUACAACAAUGACUGUGAACUGCGGCUGGCCUCCUGCAAGAAACAGAGGAAGAUUGAGGUGGCCAAACCUGGCGUCUGUGAUGAAGACUGUGGUUCAGGAGGCUCAGGUUCAGGAUCUGAAACCUGCGAGCAGGAUCGUUGUCGACGAUAUGGCGGAUCAUGGGAUGACGACACGGAGGAUGACCGCUGCGUGUGUGACUUCACCUGUCUGACAGUGCCGCACAGCCCAGUGUGCGGCUCUGAUGGGAACACAUACACCAACGAGUGUGAGCUGAAGAAGGCCAGGUGCGAGAAGCAAAUGGACUUGCUGCUCCAGAGCCAAGGUCCCUGUCCUGCUAUCAUAUCAGCUCCUCCAGAGCUCGUCGCCUCCCAGCACUGUAGCAAAACUGUUUACGGAUGUUGCCAAGACAAUAAGACCACUGCCCUUGGUGUUGGACUGGCUGGGUGUCCUAGUGUGUGUCAGUGUAAUCAUUACGGCUCAUACGGAGGCACCUGCGACCCGUCCACCGGCCAGUGCUCCUGUAAACCCGGCGUCGGGGGACUCAAGUGCGACCGCUGCGAGCCCGGGUUCUGGAACUUCCGAGGCAUCGUUACGGAGAACAUGAGUGGCUGCACACCGUGUAACUGUGAUGGAGUGGGUUCGGUUCGUGACGACUGUGAGCAGAUGUCAGGACUGUGCUCAUGUAAGCCUGGAGUCAAGGGCAUGAAAUGCAACGUGUGCCCCGACGGCAGCAAGAUGGGAGCCAACGGCUGUGACAAAGGACCUGAGGCACCCAAGUCCUGUGAUGAGCUUGUGUGCCACUUUGGGGCAUCAUGUGUGGAGGUGAACGGACAGGCUCACUGUGAGUGCCCGUCGCCAGAUUGCGAUGAGAAAAACAAGACCAAGGUAUGUGGUUCUGAUGGGGUCACCUAUGCAGACCGAUGCCAGCUGAGGACCAUCGCAUGCAGACAAGAUAAAGAGAUCACUGUGGAGCAUUUAGGCCAGUGCAAAGAAUCCAUUGAGCUGACGGCCAAACCCACCCCCUUCCCAACCACCCACCGCACCACCCCUCCCACCGCUCACGUCAAGAUCACCAAACAGCGCCAUGGCCACACCACCACCACCACUACUUCAAGCAUUCCCGAGGAUCUGGACAGCUUCGUGGUGGAGGCACUGCCUCCACCGAAGGUGGUCAAUGCAGGAAAGUACUCCAGCUCUUUCACCACCCACCGCCCCACCACACUCAACAAACCACCGCGCACCUCAUCCCCACCCCUGGACUCCAGCCCUGACUUUGACGAAUCGGGCAGUGGAGAGCCCAGUGGGGACGACGAGAUGGUGAGCGGAAUGGAGGAGAGCGGAGAAGAGCCACUUGGUACAACAGUAGCAACUACCACUCUUCCCACAGCCGAAGAACGGUCUUCCUGUGACAACACACCUUACGGCUGCUGUCCCGAUGGGAAGACGGUUGCCAGCAGCUCUGAGAAUACAAACUGCCCCUCCACCAUGCGUUUCAGCGGCUUCCUACACCUGGAUAAGGUAGAGGAUCAGGAGGUCUUCUACACGCCUGAGAUGGAAGACCCCAAGUCAGAGCUGUUUGGCGAAACGGCCCGCAGCAUCGAAAGCGCUCUGAAUGAGUUGUUUCGCAAGUCAGAUGUCCAGAAAGACUUCAAGAGUGUCCGUGUGAAGAAUCUGGCCCCCAGUAACUCCAUAAUUGCCUUUAUCGAGGUUCACUUUGACCCAGACACAAGGUUCAGUGUGGAGAAUAUUGAGGGAGCCCUUCUCAAACAGCUCAAGGCAUCUAAAGACACUGGUAUCGUUGUGAAGAAACCCGAGGAAGAGAACAUCCGCAUCACCACCUAUGGCCUUUCUGCUGUUCCUUUCUUUACCACCACCACGACCACUGUAGCGUCAGUCACAACUCCCACUACCACUACGCUCUCUCCCACUUCUGCAUUUACCACGCUCCGCCCAACCACCACCAAACGGCCCUUCACCAGCCACAGGACCACCACAGCCGCACCAGCCACCACCACUCCAUCCAAGGCCCCCACAACCACAGUCUCGCUGAAGAACAGACUGGCGGUCCACGGCAACAGGCCAUGUGACUCCCAGCCCUGCCGUCACGGUGGAACCUGUGAGGAGGAGGACAAUGACUUCACCUGCAUCUGUCCUGCAGGAAGAGGAGGAGCUGUGUGCGAGAAAGUUAUAAAGUACUUCAUACCAUCCUUUGGUGGCAAGUCUUACCUGGCUUUCCGAACCAUGAGGGCCUACCACACUGUGCGAAUUGCCAUGGAGUUCAGGGCUUCGGAAAUGACAGGGAUAUUGCUGUACAAUGGCCAAAAGGGCAAAAAGGACUUCUUGUCUCUGGCACUGGUUGAAGGACAUGUGGAGCUCAGGUUUAACACUGGCUCUGGGACGGCUUCAGUGAUUAGUAAGGUCCCAGUAAGACCGGGUCGCUGGCAUCAGCUCGUAGUAGUGCGUAACAGGCGUAAUGCCAUGCUGAGUGUGGACAAUGAGCCGAGCGUUGAAGGACAAAGUCCCCCAGGAACAGAUGGACUCAACCUGGACACAGACCUUUUCAUCGGAGGAGUGCUUGAAGACAUGAUACCGGAUGUAAAGGAGAGGACGUCAGUUUCAACAGGCCUGGUGGGCUGCAUCCGCAUGCUGGACGUCAACAACUUGUUCUAUAACCUGCAAGAGAAUGGCGACAGCGUUUUGUACGGCUCAGGUGUGGGCGAGUGCGGCAACAAUCCGUGCAUGCCAAACCCCUGCAAGAACGGAGCCUCCUGCCAGGUCAAAGAAGCCGAGAUGUUCCACUGCAAAUGUGUCAAUGGUUUCUCUGGUCCAACCUGCGCUGACGCCCACAACCCUUGCGACCCCAAUAAAUGCCACCCAUCAUCGCGGUGCCAGGUCCUUCCGGAGGGAGGUUACAAAUGCGAAUGUCCAAUGGGACGUGAAGGCAAGCACUGUGAAAAAGUGUCAGACAAGGGAGGCGCUUUCAUUCCUUACUUUACUGGAGAUUCUUUCCUGGAGCUCAAGGGCCUUCAUCUCUAUGGCCAGGAUCUGAGGCAAAAGUUCAGCAUGACUGUGGUUUUGUUGGCCAAUGACUCCAAAGGCAUGAUCUUCUACAACGGUCAAAAGACUGAUGGCAAAGGAGAUUUCAUCUCUCUCUCCCUGAAUGAUGGUAUCUUGGAGUUUAGAUAUGACCUGGGCAAAGGACCAGCUGUCAUUAGGAGUAAAGAAAAAAUCAAGCUGAACGAAUGGAGCACAGUGAAUCUGGAGAGGGCCAGCAGAAAAGGAGAGAUCAGCAUUAACGGCAAAGACCCUGUCAGAGGAGAAGCGCCGAAUCAGCACACAGAUCUUAAUCUGAAGGAGUCGCUCUUUGUGGGCGGAGCCCCGGAUUUCCGCAAAGUAGCCAGAGCUGCUGCGAUCAAAGAUGGCUUCAAAGGGGCCAUUCAGAAGAUUACUCUAAUGGGAAUUCCAAUCCUGAAAUCUGAUAACGCCCUUCACUCCAGUGAUGUGUCCAUGUAUCCCUACCACCCCUGCUCCAAAGAUGUUUGUGAGAACGGAGGCCGCUGCAACCCUCUGUUGGACAGCUACGAGUGCGUCUGCCGCCACGGAUUCACUGGACAGCACUGCCAGGACGCAAUAAUCGAGAAAUCCGCUGGGGAUACCGAGGCCAUUGCAUUUGAUGGUCAUACAUUCAUCGAAUAUCACAACGGAGUCACCAAGAGUGAGAAGGCCCUGCUGGUGAAUAAAUUUGAACUGAGCAUCAGGACUGAGGCUACUCACGGUCUGAUUUUGUGGAGCGGCAAGGGAGUGGAGCGAUCAGAUUACAUUGCCCUUGCCAUUGUGGACGGCCGUGUGCAGAUGACCUAUGACCUCGGCUCCAAGCCUGUGGUGCUACGCUCCUCUGUACGGGUCAACACCAACCACUGGAUACGAAUCAAGGCCAGCAGAGCGCUCAGAGACGGCUCACUGCAGGUUGGUAAUGAGGCAGCUGUCACUGGGUCAUCACCCUUGGCUGCCACACAGCUGGACACAGACGGCGCUCUCUGGUUGGGUGGUCUGGAGGAGCUGUCCGUAGCUCGCCGGUUGCCCAAGGCUUACAGCACAGGCUUUGUUGGCUGCGUAAAAGACGUGAUAGUCGACGGGGUGGAACUACAUCUGGUUGAGGACGCCUUAAACAGUCCCAAAAUAUUACACUGUUCUGCCAAAUAGUGUGGCACCACGUUCCUCCCAACACCAUGUCUACUGCUGUAAUUAUUUUUCUAUUUUUUGUAUACUUUCCUUUGCCUUUUAUAUUGGAAAACUUACAUUGUUUUAAUUAUAAUUUUGUUUUUUGGUUUGUUUGUUUCUUUCCCCAUCUUUGUGUCCAACCAUAAUCAAGUCACCAGUCAGCGAACAUGGUGUCACAAGACAAGCAAAAAGUCGUAUUACAUCUGUCCUGUUUCUAUGACAAACAAACUUGCUCAUUACUUGAACAGUGGCAGAUGAGGUUGGUGCUGUUUGUGCCGUCUGGAUUGCCUUCUCUCGGUGCCAUAGCUUGCUGUCCAGCAUUCACCAUACAUUCCUCUGAGCUGUUGCUGUGGUCCAUUACUACGUUUAAAAAGGUCUAAAAAAUGACUCUCCGCUUUAUCGACACGACAGCAACUGUUAAAAACACUGAGCAAGACUAUGUACGAUAUUCCUCAUUUAUGAUACCACUAACAAGGACGAAAGCUCGAAACUUGGAGUACUGAUAGUAGCUGACGUAACAUUUAGCAUUCCUCAAAAUUCACUAUUGUUUUUUUUUUCCCCCAUGCAAACAUCAUUGACCUGUGAGAUGUAAUAAAUAGUAACGAAAUACAUGAGACUGUGAAUUUUGAAGAUGCUAUUUUUUGUUGCAAUCAUUCGUCUCAUGUGUUGUGCAUAUCUAAAGAGCAAUUACAUAUAUAUAAAUAUACUAUAUGACCACUUGUUGCAUGCAUCUUUUUAAGUGUUGCGUUGAUUUUGCCUUGGUUUUCUUGAUCUUCAUCAUUCCGUUCAGGGCAGAAAUGUAGCUGACUACAUUGCAAUCUUGACAUCUGAUCAUUCAAGUUGGGAGAUAUUGAAAUUUUAUAUAUAUAUAUAUAUAUAUAUAUAUAUAUGCUAUUUGUCAAUCUGGACUUCUUGUGUGUGCGUGUGUGUGCGUGUUGGAAAAAAUGGUUGUUGCAACAACUCAACAUUGGGAGGCGCUGUAACACAGGAAGAGAUGAGAGACUCAAACCACAUCAGGUGGACAAAAACAGCAUUGACAUUCUUGGCAUGUUCUGUCAUCGAACAAAAAUCAUGUAUUCACUGCAUUUUUUUUUUUUAUCGUAUAUCAAAUGAAAAUGUCGCUUUAAAAUGCUGCCAGCACUUGCUAUAAAAAAGGGAUGAUGUAUGUAGACCCCUUGCAUCCUAUGACUGUGGCCCCCAUAACAGCUGUUUAUGUUCAACGGUAACCAGUGAAAAUAGUAAUGCAUGGGUUUGUCAAGUCAAAAUGGUUUUUGUAACCUGUUCCAAGACAAAUGCAAUGCUGUGGUGCUGUUCAGUGUAAGAAAUAUGAAUUUGAUACCAGAUGCUUUGCAAUAUUCCAUUACAAAUAUGCCUGUUCAGGGUAAAGUAUCAUCAUAUCUUUUUUUUUUUUUUUACGAGCCCUGGAACAUGCAAGAUCGUAAUUGUCAUCCUGUACAGCCCUGUGAUUUUUUUCAAGUGUAAAUUUGUUACUGAGCUUUUGUUUUAGUAUUAUACACUGGAAGCGAGUCUGACUUGUCUACACAUGGCAUAUCCUGAACGAGGGCUGAGAUCCGGGGGAAAUUGAUCAAUUAUGUGUCUAGGGUUUGAUCGGCCGUCCAGACCGAGACCGGGAGCCCUUCGUUAAUGCACGAGCUGUAUGGACCAUCCACCCUUUUUAGUAUAGCGCCCUCAACUUCACUUUCCCAGCGGACUGGAUUUUUGAUCUCUUUUGUAUUAAUGGGAGUUAUUUUUUGACAUCCUCCUCCAGUAGCUUUGCUCUCAAGGGAUGAGGCUCAUGGUGAGAACCGCCAUGGAAAUCUGCUGUGUGAAUGGAAACUGAGAAAUGCCUUAAAAAUCAUUCACCGUUCAUGGGUGACAAAAGUCCAUGUCCAUAUUGUUCUGUGCUCUCACCUUAGCCAGUAUAUUAGCCUCAUUCCCAUCAUGUAAAUUAAUUCAUAAAUGUUAAUAAUUAUAUUAAUAAUGCUUAUGAGAAUUUCCAGAAGGCCUCAAUAAUAGUGGUUCUGGACUCUACAAAAAUACUAUUUACUGUACAAAUACUAUUUUCAGUAUCUUAUUUAUGUCUUAAAAGGAUUCUCAGUCUGGCAUUUGUAAACUACUGUUUUGAUUGAACUAGAUCUGAUGGGCAGUGCACAGAAUGAGAGGCAUGAUGUUACCAUUACUAACUUUAUUACUUGUGUCUUGUGUUCCAACCACCAUAAAAUAAAAUGUUAAACAAACUGACCUGACUUUCUGUAACAUUUACUCCUGAUAAUGUCUGUGAAUAAAUCCCUCCAGUUCCCAAAUUGUCUAAUCCAGAGUCUCCCUAGUGUUAUAUUAUAUUAUAUUACAAAAGUUUGGGAUUGGUAAGAGUUUUUUGUUUUGUUUCUGAAAGAGGUCUCAUGUGCACCACUGCUGCAUUUAUGUAAUAAAAUGCACCAUUGUGAAAUA